AUGGCUACCGCGCUUUCAGCUACUGCGGCGUCCGUGGACCACCCGCAAGCUGAAAUCGUCCCGAUGGCCGUGUUGGAUGCACCGUCCAUCCACGGCCCCAGCCUCGACUUCCGGCCUCGCAGCAGCCGCGACUGGGGACUCUUCGGAUGA
Molecule: messenger RNA, 150 nt
Organism: Phytophthora infestans T30-4
Lineage: Eukaryota; Oomycota; Peronosporomycetes; Peronosporales; Peronosporaceae
Exons: 2
Coding region: 1-150 (49 amino acids)
Source: RefSeq, a predicted model, not a curated record